Molecule: messenger RNA, 1059 nt
Organism: Pediculus humanus corporis (human body louse)
Lineage: Eukaryota; Metazoa; Arthropoda; Insecta; Psocodea; Pediculidae
Exons: 4
Coding region: 1-1059 (352 amino acids)
Biological process (GO): retrograde vesicle-mediated transport, Golgi to endoplasmic reticulum
Cellular component (GO): Golgi apparatus; membrane
Source: RefSeq, a predicted model, not a curated record
AUGGCGUAUAAUUCAGUUGGAGAUAUAAAAAGUUUACCGAGAAAUAUACCUUAUGUUCGUCAACAGUUUUUAGCAUUAUUAGGAAAUACAAGUACUCCAGUGAAAUGUAUAUGUGUAGUGAUAUUUUUCAGUUACUUUUUAUCAUUUUCCGAGGCGGCCAUAAAAGCUGUCAGCGUGACACCGGGUUACAUGCUCCCAUCAUCCUUGUUUUGCUUGUGGACUCCGUUCACGUUUUGCUUUUUAGAAAUACAUUUUUGGGAAGUGUGUGUCGAUAUAGUAACUGUUGGAUUGUGCGGUAAAUUAAUUGAACCCUUAUGGGGUCAAAUGGAAAUGUUGAUUUUCUUCGCAGUUGUGAAUUUAGGUGUUGCAGUUUUGAGUACUUCUUAUUAUAUUCUCUUAUAUUAUUUAACGUAUCGUACUUCAUUUUUAUUCGGUGUUCACGUUCACGGCCUUGCGGGUUAUAUCGCUGGAGUUUGUGUUGCUGUCAAACAAAUAAUGCCUGAUCAUUUGAUAUUAAAAACACCGUUAGGAAAAUUUUCAAAUAGAAAUAUACCUUUGACUGUUCAACUAGUCUCAGUUUUACUUUGGGCGAUAGGACUCUUGGAUAGUGAUCAUCCUAUUAUGUUUGGUUCUGGACUUUUUGUCAGUUGGAUUUAUUUAAGGUUUUAUCAAAGGCAUAGCAAUGGAACUAAAGGAGACAUGGCUGAUAAUUUUACUUUUGCAAGUUUCUUUCCCAAUGUUUUACAACCUCCAAUGGCCGUAGUAGGAAACAGUGUUUACAAAAUACUUGUAAAAGCAAGAAUAUGUAGAAGAACUGUCAAACAAGUUAGCGUAGCUGUUGCUCCAACAGGAGUAACAGUUUCUCUUCCAGGGCUGGACCCUCACGAUAUGGAAAGACGAAGACAAAAGGCAUUAAAAGCUCUUAAUGAAAGAUUAGGUAAAGUAGAAGGUUCAAAACAUGCGACAAAUUUAACACCGAGCAUAGCGAUUAACAUUCCAGUAAGUAUGUCUGGACACAGAACAGAGUCUUCGGUACUUACUCAAGGAAACAUAACAUGA